Messenger RNA from Cephus cinctus (wheat stem sawfly), 3558 nucleotides. RefSeq lists its product as uncharacterized. Bases 84 to 3479 code for a protein of 1131 amino acids. NCBI's taxonomy places the organism in Eukaryota, Metazoa, Arthropoda, Insecta, Hymenoptera, Cephidae. The transcript is spliced from 6 exons. The record is from RefSeq and is a predicted model, not a curated record. Gene Ontology annotation, molecular function: DNA binding.
GUAGGGCCCAUUGUGAAACUCACGCUUACAAAUUACACUUGCUUCGUGUGCUACAUGCCAAACAAAAGCUUCUUAUAGUAAGUAUGCGAAAGAGUAACAGGGUAAAAGUGAUAAAUAAUAAAAGCAUGUUUCUAUUAUUACAAUUUGAAGACGGGAUAUAUUAUAUAUGUGGAAAAUCGCGCAUAACCUCUAGACAUGGAGACACGUGCUGCGCAAAAUACACCGAUGGCGGUCGAUAUCCAGCCAAAAUACUGACUGAGAGUGAUGAUUAUGAAUAUCUUACACAUCUUAAAAAAGAAAAAGAAGAAAAAUUGAAUACAGUGCAUUCCCCCAUUACUAUAGCCUCACACAAUGCUAAUGCUAUUAACAAUACCUUAACUGGCAUUGGAAAAAACUCGAACGUGACAUUCACUGUACAUCAACACGACCCAGAUUUGGAAAGUGGAACGAAUAAUAUAUUAGCAGAAAUUGAUCUUAACAAUAAUCAUGCAGAAAAAACGGGUUUGCAAGAUUUUUUAAAUUUUCUCACGUUAUCACACGAGGCGUCAAUUAACAUAGCUCUAGGUGACUCUAACGAUAUAACUCAUAUUUCAGAAACCGAUACUGAUAACACUUUUACUAAUCUUUCUUAUUGUACUUUGAAUGAUGUGAGUGUCUCAUAUUUUGAAAGGCUGUUAGGAAAUUCGAUUGCGAACGAUUCAUUGCUGACGAUUGGUAAUGAUUCUAACAAAAGUUUUGACGUUAACGCUCAAGUCUCAAAUACGGUCAUCUUAAAUAAUUCAACUGAAUCUAACUUCGAUUUAGAAAAUGUUGGAGGUAAUUCUAAUUUAGCUGCAAAUAGUACGCCAGUACAAGAAAGAGCCGUAACUUUCGAAGAAAUACCUAUAGGUGGUACGUAUAAUUCAAAUACGGUCAUUUUAAAUAAUACAAGUGAAUCUAACUUCGAUUUGAAAAAUGUUGAUGGUAAUUCUAAUUUAGCUGCAACUAGUACGCCAGUACAAGAAAGAGCCGUAACUUUCGAAGAAAUACCUAUAGGUGCUGCAACUAGUACGCCAGUACAAGAAAGAGCCGUAACUUUCGAAGAAAUACCUAUAGGUGGUGCGGAAGUGAGUAGCGAAAGUGCAUCAGAAUAUCAGCCAUCAGAGUCAAAUAUCUCCAUAGGCAAUACAUCAGAAGAGGACAAUGAUUCUGAAAAUAAGGAGCAAAGAAUUGAAGAAAAACAAAACGAAACUUCGUCGAGAAAUUCAUGUCUCGAUAUUUCCUCAAAAGGAAACACACCUGAAAGAUACAUACGUGACGAUGCAGACAUGUUUGUUGACAUAUCAGACGGUAAAAGAGGUCUAUCAAAAAAAACUUUUUGCAUGUAUUGCAAAAAAUUGCAAAGCAAAUUCGCUCGUCAUCUUGAAAACGUUCAUAACGAUAUAGAAGAUGUAAAACGAUUUUCUGUCUUGCCAAAGAAAAAUCCUGAGAGAAAAAAGAUCAUUGAUACAAUAAGGAAAAAUUGUAAUUUUUAUUUCAAUACUAAUAACAACGUAAAUGAUGGAGAAUUACUUGUCUGCAGAAGGCCUAACUCUAAAUUGAAGAAAACUGCUGGCGAUUUUCGAGUAUGCCAAAAUUGUAAAGGGUUUUUCUCUAGUAAUAAUAUUAGGCAUCAUGCUCAACGUUGUUUUGGAUAUAAUGGAAAAAAGACCCGAUCUCUUAUGAUAAUGGGUCGUAAAAUAGUUGGGCGUAUCCAUCCUGAAGCAUCCAAGUGCUUAAGAAGAGAAGUCUUUCCUAUUUUACGCGAGGAUGCAAUAGUACGUCUUAUACGGUACGAUAGGUUGAUCAUAUUGUAUGGAAACAAAAUGUGCUGCAAAUACCGAUUACAACAUCAGCAUGAAAUGAUUAGGGCCAAUUUAAGACUAUUAGGACGCUUUUUGGCUGCGUUAAAGGAUAUUGACAAUGAUAUCACCGAAUUUACCACUCUGUAUGAUCCCAAAUUUUAUGAUGCCGUCAUUAUGGCAAUAAAUAUUGUCGCUGGAUUUGACGAAAAUACAAAUACAUACAGAGCACCAUCGACAGCUUAUAAUUUAGGGUCGCUAAUUAAAAAAAUUGGCAAUUUGCUGGUAACCGACUGUAUCAAGCGGCAUGAUGUUACGCAAAAAACAAAUGCGGAAGAUUUUUUGAAACUUCUUGUAGAGGAUAUAUGCCAUACUGUUAACAAGACUGUUACAGAGACACAGACUCAACAGAAACGACGGAAGAAGGUUGAACUUCCAUCUUUCAAGGAUAUCAAAAAAUUAUUCGCGUAUUUAAAGGAGAAAAGAAAUUCAGCUUAUCAAAGCUUGGAGAAAGAAUUUACUCUUGAGGCAUGGUUUAUGCUAGCACAAACUACACUUACAUCAGUUCAAGUUUUUAAUCGCCGUCGAGCUGGUGAAAUAGAAAGAAUGUUUAUUGAAGACUUUCAAAGCUACGAGCGUAUCAAUGCCAAGUUAUUGAAAAAUUUAUCUAGUGAUUCUCAAACAGCUGCAAAGAAAUAUGUACGCUUUGUAAUCCGAGGAAAACUUAAUAGGACUGUGCCUGUUUUAUUAUCGAUGGAGUUACUGAAUUGCAUUGAAAUGAUAUUAAAGUAUCGGGACGAAGCUGGAGUCCCUUCUAAAAAUCGUUUUGUGUUCGGUAUUCCUGCAGUUGAAAAAAAAAGAAACAAGUAUCUACGGGCCUGUUAUUUAUUGCGCAAAUUUGCCAAGGAUUCAGGUGUUGAUUUUCCAGCUAAAUUAACUGGAACCACAUUAAGAAAACAUGUUGCAACAAACUGCAUUAAUCUAAACUUAUCUGAGAAUGAAAUAAACGAUGUAGCAAAUUUUAUGGGACAUGCAGAUAAGAUUCACCGAGAACACUACCGACAGCCUAUAGUGAGCCGUGAAAUUUUGAGAAUAUCUAAAGUUUUGGAAUUGGCACAAGGAAGUAAUGAAAACGAGCAGGAGACGGAUGAUUCUGCAGAUAGCGAGGACGAAGAAGAUCAUCUGAAUGUAGAAAAUAAUGAACAUUUGCGUGAUCGUGAAGAAGAAAUACCAAAACAACUACAGAAUCGUAACCCAAAGAGGGUACCAAAGUCUACUUCGAUACAGGUACGUGAUGAUUCUGAUGACGAGGAAAUCUUUGAAAAUUUAUUAAACGCCGCAGGAAAUAUAUCUCGUAAAAGAAAAGCACUUGGCGAAAGUAUAAAGCCAAAGAAGGAUAAAAGACGAUCAACUUCACCCUUUGGUACAGUCAAGAGCAAGAAACGAUGGACUGAUGAAGAGAAGAAUGUUGCUAUGAAACUGUUCAGCACUAAUAUAAAGACUCAAACUUAUCCCUCGCUUAAGACUAUCCAAACUCUAUCUAAUCAAUAUACGUGCUUCAAAGAACGUUCUCCAACAGUUAUUAAAACGUGGAUCUCAAACGAAAUAAAAAAGAAGCAACGUAGAAAUAGUAUUCAAACAGAUUUAUUCAAGGGCUAACAAGAGAUGUAAUAGAUAUAUGUGAUAUCUAAAAUUUAAUACAAAAAAAACAAGUUAUAUGUAUAAUGGUAAAUUUAAG